Messenger RNA from Vigna umbellata (rice bean), 3409 nucleotides. RefSeq names its product protein SUPPRESSOR OF PHYA-105 1-like. The record is from RefSeq and is a predicted model, not a curated record. NCBI's taxonomy places the organism in Eukaryota, Viridiplantae, Streptophyta, Magnoliopsida, Fabales, Fabaceae. Gene Ontology annotation, molecular function: protein kinase activity; protein binding; ATP binding. Gene Ontology annotation, biological process: photomorphogenesis; protein phosphorylation.
CCCAAAAACAACCUAAGUUUUUCUCUCAAUUCAUGUAUUUAUUGGUUUCAUUGUACUAGUUGUUUGUCAGUUUUGUACCAAGAUAUUUCUUUUCUGAGAGGAACUCUUGUUAACUGUGAGUUCUUUCAAAUUAAUGGAAGGAACUGCAUUUGGAUGUGCAUGAGUUUUGCUAGAAGACAUGAGUACUGCAAAUGGUGGGACAGGGACUGGGACUGGGACUGGGACUGACGAGCACAAGAGAAAAACUAAUGAUUCUUUUCUUAAGAAUGGGGGUCAGCAAAACAUGUCAAGGUCACCUAGAUUGUGCACACCUAUUAAGAAGGAAUUGUCUGAAAAUUUGCCAAAUGACAAUGUGAUUGGUAAUCAGGACAAUGGUAUGAAUAGGUAUGUAAUUUCCUUCGCUGGAUCUGGACUUCCUAGUACUAGUUUGUGUUCUGGUUUAGAUUCUGAACACAUUGUUGAAAAGUUGUCUGCUGCUAUUAGGAAUUAUAAGAGCAAGAACCCGGAUUUAGUUACUCUCCCACAUAAUUCAAUACAGACAAGGAAUCAAUUGACGGUUGAGUCUAAGUAUAAUGACAUAAAUAGAGAAGUUGUUUCCAAGGUUGAAGAACAGAUACCAUUCAGAUUAAGUAAGGUACUUAAGGGAAAGGAUUUUGAAGUUUGGGACCUGAAGCCUUUGUCUGGUAAUAUUGUAAAUCAGAUUAUAAUCUCAAACAAUGCACAUCUUAUUAGCAGUAUGACCCAGAGUACUUCAUCUGCAUAUAAUUAUCCUCAGUUGAUUGUAAAGCAAACAAGGAAGGGAAAGGAGGUUAUUUGUGAAGAUUUAAAAGACAAAAGCUUCGGCAUUGUAGGAGGACACAAGAAUCUGGAGGAUGAGAAAUCUUUUGCAGCCAAGUUUCAAUCUGAUACACUGAGGAGAUCAAAUGUUGAUGAUGAUGAUAAUAAGCCUUUAGUGGAAGAAAAUGUAGUGUCUGGUAGCAAUGAAAUAAACUUAAGAGAGUGGCUGAAAUCUGAAUGUCAUAACAUGAAGAAAUUAAGAAAAAUUCAUAUAUUCAAGCAGGUAUUGGAAUUGGUUGAUUUUGCACACUCCCAAGGACUUGUCUUGCUAGACAUUUGCCCAUCUUGUUUCAUUUUAUUGUCUUCAAGUAAGAUUAAGUACAUUGGUUCAUAUGGUCAAGAACGGUUAGGCAAUGAAUUCAUGACCUGUAAUGUGACUAGGAAAAGGCCUCUGGAACAGAAUACCUGUGCUUGCCAAAGUUCAAGUACAAAGCAGCAAAAGCUGUUUGAAGAGACAGGAUCUUCUGGGCAGUCACAUCAAUGCUCCUUUACUCAUGGCUUCAGGACAAUAGUGAAUCAAACUGACUCUGACACAGUCAGAUCCUUGGAAUCAAGGAGUAAAGAUAUUUCUAAUUGUCAACAUACGUUUACCAAACAAAAUCAGUUUAUGUCUGCUAGCAUUCCAUUACAAGAGAAGUGGUAUUGUAGUCCAGAAAUGCUGAAUGAUGGAGUCUGCACCUUGUCAUCUAAUAUUUAUAGCCUUGGAAUUCUUCUUUUUGAAUUGCUGUGCACUAUUGAGUCAAGGGAGGCACAUUCAACUGCGAUGUUGGAGUUAUGUCAUAGAAUCUUACCACCUAAAUUUCUAGCAGAAAAUCCAAAGGAAGCUGGCAUUUGUCUUUGGCUUCUGCAUCCUGAACCAUCCUCUCGUCCUAAUGCUAGGAUCAUUUUAGAAUCUGAGUUUAUACGAGAAUCAGAGGAAUCAAGCUCUAUAGAAGAUGUUGGAAUAUCUGAUGAUGAGGCUGAAACAGAUAAAUUACUACAUUUUCUAACUUCACUCAAAGAAGAAAAGAUGAUACAGGCUUCCAAGUUGGAAGAACAUCUAAAUUUGUUGAAUGAAGAUAUUCAGGAGGUAGAAAGAAGAUAUUCAUUUGGUACAGAUUCAGUAUUUCCUUUGGCACAAAUGAAAAAUUCAGAAGUGAGUGAGAGAAAUUUGCAUUUUCAAGAUUCUUCUAGUUCAGACAUCAGUAGAUCCAUUCAAAGGUCAUUUGGUGAUGAAGAAAGAUUUAUGGCUAACAUAAGUCAGCUAGAGAAUUCUUACUUUUCUACAAGAAUCCGAGUCCUGCCAAAAGAUGCUUCAUCUAUUCCAAGCAAUGAUAAAAAUCUGAUGGAAAAUAGAUGGAGAUUGCCUCAAGAAGAGCAUGCAAAUAAGGAGCCUAGAAGAAUAAAUACUUCUGUUGGUUGUCUAGGAUCCUUCUUUGAAGGUUUAUGCAAGUUUGCUCGUUACAGCAAGUUUGAAGAGCGUGGCAGAUUAAGAAAUAGAGAUCUGCUUAGUUCUUCCAAUGUAAUGUGUGCUUUAAGUUUUGACCGUGAUGAAGAUUACAUGGCAGCAGGAGGAGUUUCAAAGAAAAUCAAGAUUUUUGACCUCAAUGCUAUUUCAAGUGAUUCUGUUGACAUUCAGUACCCAUUGGUUGAGAUGACAAAUAAAUCAAAGCUUAGCUGUGUGUGUUGGAACACCAAUAUUAGAAAUCAUCUGGCAUCUACUGACUAUGAUGGUGUUGUUCAGAUGUGGGAUGCAGACACUGGUCAGCCAUUGUCCCAAUAUAUGGAGCACCAAAAGAGAGCUUGGUCUGUUCAUUUUUCUCUGUCAGACCCAAAAAUGUUUGCUAGUGGAAGUGAUGACUGCUCUGUCAAACUGUGGAAUAUCAGCGAGAAAAAUUCUCUGGGAACCAUCUGGAACCCUGCCAAUAUAUGCUGUGUUCAGUUCUCUUCUUACUCAACAAAUCUUUUAUUUUUUGGAUCAGCUGAUUACAAGGUUUAUGGUUAUGAUCUUCGUCACACUAGGAUUCCGUGGUGCACAUUAGCUGGUCAUGGCAAAGCUGUUAGUUAUGUAAAAUUUAUAGAUGCUGAAGCAGUUGUCUCUGCUUCCACUGACAACUCCUUGAAGCUUUGGGACCUGAAGAAAACCAGCUCUUCUGGUUUGUCAUCUGAUUCUUGUGUCUUAAAUUAUAAAGGUCAUAGUAAUGAAAAGAAUUUUGUGGGAUUAUCUGUUUUGGAUGGAUACAUUGCAUGUGGUUCAGAAUCUAAUGAGGUGUACUGUUAUCACAAAUCACUGCCAGUGCCAAUUGCUUCUCACAAAUUUGAGUCAAUUGAUCCUAUUUCUGGUCAUCUAAAUAGUGGUGAUAAUAGUGGACAGUUUGUUUCUAGUGUUUGCUGGAGAAACAAAUCUAACAUGCUUGUUGCGGCCAACUCAGUUGGAAUUGUGAAACUGUUGCAGAUGGUCUGACAGAAAAGAUAAAAUAUUAAGUUGAGAUACUGAACCUGGAAAGCUUUCAUUUCUUGACUGCAUAAUUUGUUUAGUAUCCUUCAAAAGAUUAAGUUUGUGUUUUAUUUGAGAUAAAAUCUCAUGCUUCAA